Molecule: messenger RNA, 677 nt
Organism: Stylophora pistillata
Lineage: Eukaryota; Metazoa; Cnidaria; Anthozoa; Scleractinia; Pocilloporidae
Product: TNF receptor-associated factor 4-like
Biological process (GO): regulation of canonical NF-kappaB signal transduction; signal transduction; regulation of apoptotic process
Cellular component (GO): plasma membrane signaling receptor complex
Molecular function (GO): tumor necrosis factor receptor binding; zinc ion binding; ubiquitin protein ligase binding
Source: RefSeq, a predicted model, not a curated record
GAGCCUGUAAAUGAGAAAGCCCCAGGAAAGAUCACUGACGCAUCCUUUAAAAAUUAAGUUACGUACAUUUAGCUUUUAUUUGUGUCAGCCUGAGAAUGACAUACGUGGACAUGCUGAGAUUUUUACUGUUUUCCUAGAAUCACCUGAUAUCGUGCAGUUUCUAUCUUGUACCCUGUGCUAACGAAAAGUGCAAUGCUUCAGUUAAAAGGCUCGGAAUGGAAGGAUAUGUGAUAAGCAGUUGUGAAUGGAGAAUGAUUCCUUGCGAUUAUUGUGGGGAGCAACAUCCGAAAUGUCUGAUGAAAAAACAUAUGGAUGAUUGUGCAAAGAUGCCACUGGUAUGCGAAAAUGGUUGUCGGGAAAACAUCUUACGAGAAAAGAUCGAGACCCACAAUGACAACGAUUGUCUGCUGGCCAUAAUCUCCUGUCCAUAUGUUGAUAUGGGUUGCACCACCAAGAUUCCAAGAAAGGAAGUCGAACUGCACCUCCAGACCACAAUGAGAAUCCACUUUGAAAACGCCUGCAUAAUUUUUUAAAAGGCGAAUUCUAAAUUUGAAGAGAAAUUAAGAGCCCUUGAAUUUGACCAAACAAUACUAAUACAGGAGAAAUCUACCCUAAAACAUCAAGUGCAGGAGUUAAAAUCUGUCAAUGCUUUUCUCGAAGCAAAAGUAACUGCCCAG